AAAACAAUCACCUCGAAAAGAAGUGCAUCGCUAAAACGCGGCAAAUAAAUGAGUUACAAGGGGAAAUUCAGAAUUUGAAAGAAAAACUGGUAAAUAAAGACAGGCAGAUUGCAGAUAUGCAGAUAAUAUGCCGUUAAAUCUUAAAUGCUUAAAAUGGCAAACCAAAACAGAAUGUAUGCAGAGAAUGAUAGUCUAAUGCUCAGAGUGAAAAUGGCAGAACAGAUAGCAGCAAGGGCAAGGGCUUCCCUACCAAAGGAAUCUCGGGUUGCUGCAAAGAAACAGCUUUUGCAGGAAACGGUUACACAAGCAAACAAUGCCAGAUUCGAUCAGACAGCAGAAACUGAAACUUUAGCCGAAAUAGCAGAAAAUAUGACGGUGGCAGUUGUGGAAUAUACAAACCAGAGUGUGUAUAUUGGAGAAAUGGAGGGAAACAUGAUAACCUUUGCCCGUCGGCCAGUCGGAAAACUAACAGUUCUCUCAACGUAAAAAAUAAACAGAGCGUGAUUUUGAAUCCCUUGGACAAAAUGAAAAUUAAUCGUCGAUAUUUAAUUGCAAAAUUCGAAGGAUGUAAGAAAGACAACGUAAUACAAUUAUCGGAAAUUCAGAUUCAACUUAUAAAUCAGUCCGUAGCUUCGUAUUGUUCCAAACAAGCUUCAGACAUCUAAAACCUCAUAUAUUUGGUAUGAUCAUAAAUAUCAGAUAACAGUUUGCCUGUACAUAUCUUUUAAACCUUGUUUUUGUAUUUCAGUAAGCUUACAUUGUGUUUUCAUUUUGUAAAUAUUUGUACAUUUUAUGAUUGAGUUAUUUUUUAUUUACUUUUGCUUUGCCUUAAAGCCUAUUUUAUUUUAGUAAGUUACAAAUUCAAGUUUCAUUUUGUGAACACAGAGAAUCGGUCAAUGGCGAAGUCGGGAAUCUAGUCUUGGUCUCUCUCGAGAAACAUUCCAGUAUGCUAAGCUCUUACCCUACAUAACUCAUUAUUCAUGAAAUAUUACAUUUAUACCCUUUAUUGUCACUUGAUAACAGUUCGAAGGCCAUCAUGCUUUGGCUCAUCUACUCUGUGUUUAUUAUAUUUUUUUUUUUCUAUUUUUUUUCAUAAUUUGUUUGUAUGAAAUACCCCUUCUUUCAACAACAUUUGUGUCCAGCAUAAGCUGACUCAGAGUCUGAUAUAGUGACAUCCUUGUAGGAAAUAUAAAUCAACUUUUAAAUGUUUGCUAUAGGUUGUUUAGCAUAUACUAUAAAGUAUUCCGAUCAAGAAAAUGUCUUGUAAAUGGCGAGAACGAAUGAUAGAAGUAUUAUUAUUUUCUUGAAUAGAUAACUUUAAGCAGAUACUUUAGGUUUAUUUUAAUGAUAUGGAAAGAAACAUAGAACAAUAAAAAAGUAUUGAACCUGCUCCAUGUUUACUGAUGGAACAUUCACCAAUUAUGUUAAUCAUGUUCUCGAUGACUUUUUUUAUUUAAGCAUACUUUAAAUGUACAGUUCAUAACAUACACUUAGUUGUUUGUCAUUCACGUUGUGAAUAAAUUGUUUAAAACUG
This is a messenger RNA of Mya arenaria, 1534 nucleotides long. RefSeq lists its product as uncharacterized. NCBI's taxonomy places the organism in Eukaryota, Metazoa, Mollusca, Bivalvia, Myida, Myidae. Bases 145 to 486 code for a protein of 113 amino acids. The record is from RefSeq and is a predicted model, not a curated record. The transcript has 6 exons.